This is a messenger RNA of Cryptomeria japonica (Japanese cedar), 1584 nucleotides long. RefSeq lists its product as uncharacterized. The record is from RefSeq and is a predicted model, not a curated record. Lineage: Eukaryota; Viridiplantae; Streptophyta; Pinopsida; Cupressales; Cupressaceae. The transcript is spliced from 4 exons. Bases 1 to 1584 code for a protein of 527 amino acids.
AUGGAACAAAGAGCAACCUCAGAGCCAAAUGGAACUGUUGGUAUAGAUGGUUGGUGUCCAAAUGGGUCAGGUGAAGCUAAAACUGAGUUUCAUUUUGAAUUAGAUUUUGGUAAAGGUAAGGUUUCUUCAAAGUUUAUGAUGGGAUUGAUGGAUCUAAAUCUUGAGAAUAAUGCUUUGGACAAAAAGGGUAUAGGUGAUCAAGAAACGGGUUUGGUGAUGGGACAAGAUAAUAGGGUUUCUUCAGAUGAGGGUUGUGAGAAUGCUAAUAAUAAAUUUAUGGAUGACACAAUUGCUUAUAAUAGAGACAUAAAAUAUUUGGAGUCACCUGAAAGGGAUAUCCCUGAUUCACCUGCUUUAGAGGAAAAUAUAAAUUAUUUUGGUGAUUUAGCUAUUCAAGUAGUUAUUGGUACCCUAGAGACAAGGGGCUUAUUGGCCCCUGACAAGAGACGCUUGGUCAAAAGAUCUUUGAUCAAGCUUGGGUCUAAUAUGGUUUUACUUCAGGAAACAAAACCAUGUGGAGAUAAGGUGCUUGAAUUCAUUAAGUAUUGUUAUAAAUGGGAGGGGUGGUUUCAAGAUGCCAGAGGUACCUCUGGGGGUCUUAGAAUUUUGUGGAACUUAGAGGUCUUUGAGGUGGUUCCAAUUGCAUCCAACGAGUUUUGGAUGGCCUGCAACAUUACAUGUAAAGUAGGAGGUAUUGGCUUCCCUCUGGUUAACAUCUAUGGGCCGAUUAAAACAAAUGAAAAAUUGAGAGUGUGGGCGGAGAUUUAUGAGCAAUUGCAAUUUUUGGAAAAGCACAAAGUAAUCUUGGCCGGGGACUUCAGUGCAAUUCUUGAUAUAGAUGAUAAAGUUGGAGGUCUCAAAAAAAGCACAAAAGUAAUGGGGGACUUUAGGAAAUUCAUCUCGAAAUGUCAGAGCAUGCGGUGGAGGGAUCCUUCAUUCACAGAACUGCUAAAGAAUUGGUGGUUUGUUAAAAGAAUUCAAUAUAUUAAAAACAAAAUCAAGCAUUGGAAUAAGAUCUCAUUCAAAAAAAUCUUCACUGAAAAACUAAGAAUUGAAGAGGAAUUGGAGGAUAUCAAUAAUAGAGUUAUGGUUGUAGGGAUGGACUGCGAAGAUUAUCUAAAAGAAAAAUUACUUAAGGAACAAUAUGCAGAGCUCCUAAACAGAGAAGAAGUCUAUUGGAGGGAUAAAUCAAGGGCAUUAUGGAUUGCUGAGGGAGUUCGAAACACAAAGUUUUUUCAUGCCUCUUCAAAGGGAAGAAGGAACAAAAAUAAAAUCACGUUAGUUCUGGAUGACAAUGGGGCAUUGAAAGACAUAGAGGCUGAAAUUGAGCAAGUUGCACUGGAACAUUUUGAGAGAAUUUUGGGGAGCAAUAAUCAGUCUUGGAGUGCAUCAGAUGGUAGGCUAUCUGAAAUCCUACAUAAGUUGGUCUCUGAGGAUGAGGCGUUAAUGCUUUGUGAACCUUAUACUUUGGAAGAAAUUAAAAGUGCUACAUUCGAGCUGCACCCACAUAAGGCCCCAGGUCCGGAUGGAAUGACUACGGAAUUUUAUCAGAGAUGUUGGGAUUUUUUGGGACAUGACAUCUAG